GGCUGGCUCCCUGGCUGCGGCUCCUCAGUCGGCGGCGGCUGCUGCUGCCUGUGGCCCGGGCGGCUGGGAGAAGCGGAGUGUUGGUGAGUGACGCGGCGGAGGUGUAGUUUGACGCGGUGUGUUACGUGGGGGAGAGAAUAAAACUCCAGCGAGAUCCGGGCCGCGAACGAAAGCAGUGACGGAGGAGCUUGUACCACCGGUAACUAAAUGACCAUGGAAUCUGGAGCAGAGAACCAGCAGAGUGGAGAUGCAGCUGUAACAGAAGCUGAAAACCAACAAAUGACAGUUCAAGCCCAGCCACAGAUUGCCACAUUAGCCCAGGUAUCUAUGCCAGCAGCUCAUGCAACAUCAUCUGCUCCCACUGUAACAUUAGUACAACUGCCCAAUGGGCAGACAGUUCAAGUCCAUGGAGUUAUUCAGGCGGCCCAGCCAUCAGUUAUUCAGUCUCCACAAGUCCAAACAGUUCAGUCUUCCUGUAAGGACUUAAAAAGACUUUUCUCCGGAACACAGAUUUCAACUAUUGCAGAAAGUGAAGAUUCACAGGAGUCAGUGGAUAGUGUAACUGAUUCCCAAAAACGAAGGGAAAUUCUUUCAAGGAGGCCUUCCUACAGGAAAAUUUUGAAUGACUUAUCUUCUGAUGCACCAGGAGUGCCAAGGAUUGAAGAAGAGAAAUCUGAAGAGGAGACUUCAGCACCUGCUAUCACCACUGUAACGGUGCCAACUCCGAUUUACCAAACUAGCAGUGGACAGUAUAUUGCCAUUACCCAGGGAGGAGCAAUACAACUGGCUAACAAUGGUACCGAUGGGGUACAGGGCCUGCAAACAUUAACCAUGACCAAUGCAGCUGCCACUCAGCCGGGUACUACCAUUCUACAGUAUGCACAGACCACGGAUGGACAACAGAUCUUAGUGCCCAGCAACCAAGUUGUUGUUCAAGCUGCUUCUGGAGAUGUACAAACAUACCAGAUCCGCACAGCACCCACUAGCACCAUUGCCCCUGGAGUUGUUAUGGCUUCCUCCCCAGCACUUCCUACACAGCCUGCCGAAGAAGCAGCACGGAAGAGAGAGGUUCGUCUAAUGAAGAACAGGGAAGCAGCACGAGAGUGUCGUAGAAAGAAGAAGGAAUAUGUGAAAUGUUUAGAAAACAGAGUAGCAGUGCUUGAAAACCAAAACAAGACACUGAUUGAGGAGCUAAAAGCACUUAAGGACCUUUACUGCCACAAAUCAGAUUAAUUUGGGAUUUAAAUUUUCACCGUUAAGGUGGAAAAUGGACUGGAUUGGCCACAACCAGAAAGACAAAAUAAACAUUUUAUUUUCUAAACAUUUCUUUUUUUCUAUGCGCAAAACUGCCUGAAAGCAACUACAGAAUUUCAUUCAUUUGUGCUUUUGCAUUAAACUGUGAAUGUUCCAACACCUGCCUCCACUUCUCCCCUCAAGAAAUUUACAGCACCAAGAAUCAUGAAGAGACUUCUGCUUUUCAACCCCACCCUCCUCAAGAAGUAAUAAUUUGUUUACUUGUAAAUUGAUGGGGGAAAUGAGGAAAAGAAAACCUUUUUAAAAAUGAUUUCAAGGUUUGUGCUGAGCUCCUUGAUUGCCUUAGGGACAGAAUUACCCCAGCCUCUUGAGCUGAAGUAAUGUGUGGGCCGCAUGCAUAAAGUAAGUAAGGUGCAAUGAAGAAGUGUUGAUUGCCAAAUUGACAUGUUUUCCACAUUUCCAUUGUGAAUGCUGUAAAAUGGUUAAGAAAUAUCCUCUAAAAAGAAUUUUAGAAUGAUGUGGAAGAAGUUAAGAAUGGAUUUGGAGUACUUUCUGUGUGCAUUCUUUUCUGCAAUAUUGAAAACUUGUCCUUGGUUCUUAAAACAUUGUGUUACCUCCAGCUCUUCCACAGGGCAGUUGUUGCUUCUUGACUCAGUUCUGUGUGUGUUCAACAUUUUUGAAUACAUUAAAAGAAGUAACCAACUGAAUGAAAAAGAAUGGUAUUUGAAUUUUAAAUUAAUUCAAACUAAAUAAAAAUACAAAGCUUAUUUUAGUUAGCACUAAAUUCUUAGCAAAAAGAUGCUGAUUAGUAAACCAACCCCUUGAGUUACAUAAUAAGGUUUUUAAAUAAAUGUUUCUGUCCUCGCCUUCAAAAAUAUUUAUAUUGUCACUUGUUUACUUAAAAUCACAUUUCUAAUUUACUGUUGCCCUUUGCACUUACAUUAAACCACCAACAGGAAAGCCUUGAGAAUGUAAAAUAAAACAAAGUGGUAUAUUUGUUUAGAAAUGCUAUGUGUUAAAGAAAAAUACCAGUUUAAAAACCUUUCCAUAUUAACAUACUUCAACAGUAUCUCUACUGAGUUUUGUAAAAUCAAGGAACUUGGAAGGAUGUUGUUCUGAAAGUAGUGCUUGAUCGCACAAGGAAAGUACUAUUCUUACGACACAUUUGAAUGUCCACUAUCCCACAAUAUUUGGAUUGUCACUCUUGAAAAACAUUUUUUGUUUUGCUUGUUUUCAUCUGAAAAAGGUAGUUAAGCUUUAGCUUUCCAGUAUGUUGUCUAGCCUUUGUUGUUUUACAAAGGAGUUACCUAUUUUAACUCCUAGUGUAGUCUGUAUCUUGUGUGUAUUAUUUCCAAUAUUAUUUUUAAUUACUAAUUACUCAUUUAUUCACUAAGACUGGUAAACCUAGAAGUUAGUUACUCUUUUAUAGAAAAAUGAGACAGAGAUGGAUUUUAAAAAUUGGAACCUGACAUAAUUAAUGUUAGAUCAUAAUUUCUCACUUGAGAAGGAAAUUACUUAAAAAAAAAAAAACUUAGGAAAUUGUGUUUGCUCUUUAGUCAUGGGUUAUUUAAGAAAGCUGAGGUUUUUUUAAAAACAUAAAAUAUGAAGAUACAAGUGUUGAUUAUUGGAUCCAUUUUUAAAAAGUAAGAUUUUUUUUUAUAUCUGUAAAUGAUGUACUGUUGUUUAUAACAAAACAUUGUCUUUUUUCAAGGAUGAACAGAGUUUAUGAAGGAGCAUCAUUCUAAGAAUUGAGUGAUGUAAUCUUUGUAUUUGGACAAUUCACCAGAUUCUCAAGAAGGCUUUCAAACGACUAAAGUUUGAUGUUUGUCCUGCUGAGCUAUGGGGAAAGUUAUAGCAUAAAAAUUGUAAACCAACAUAGAUAUGUCAUUUUCUCAUAUUGGAGUAACAGAAACCAAGCAAAGUCACAAAUCUGUUCACAAACUGGAUUUCUUACUGAGUCAAAAGGUCACAUUGAACACUUUGAAUGUUAAAAGCAUUAUAAAUGAAAAAUUGCCUGAUAUCUAGCAAGCUGUAUUCUCUAAAGUUACCUGUUUUUCAAAAGUUGAAGCUUUCUGCUCAUUUAGGAACUUGCUGGUCCUCUUGGUCCCUGAUAAAUCAAGGCAGUCACAUAUUAGCAGGGUGGAUUUUUAAGUUAUAAAAACACCAGGUCCUUUAUACCUUGAGGAUGGCUGCACUGAUUUGAAAUUAAUUGACUUAAUGGUGAGGUGAGAAAUGAAAUGUAUUCUGUUGCUAAAUGUGUUUUAGACCCUUGGAGAGACUUGAAGAUUUCAGUUUAUACAGAUAGAAAUCAAGCAUCUUUUUGUGCAGGUUAUUUUUUUUUAAUACAAGAAUGGGGGGAGGGUUGUUUUUAAGCUUGAAACUUUUGAGAAUCUUUACUAAGAAAAUACAUAAUUAAAAAAAAAUCUUGUAGCCAAGAACAUAUGUGGCCAUGUUACCAGUAAUAAAUGUUUCUCUCUUCAUAUUGGCCAAAAGGGAAUGAAAAUGCCAUCAUAGGAAUCUGUAUAUAUGCUACUGAUUUGCCUAGAAAAUAGCAAGUUUGGUAGUGCUCACUUUGCAAAUAUAGGGCCAUAUGGCACUUUUAUCUAUAGGACAGAUUAACUCUAAUAAAAAUGAAAUGGGGAGGGGUUUAUUUUUGAUAUUACUCUUCUGAGUUUUCAAGCUUUGAUAGUGUUUAACUGAAAAGUGGUUUAGAAAGGGCUAGAUCCAAUGUGUUCACAUUUAAAAAAUCGAUAUCAGAUACAGUUUUUAAGUUCAUUCUUUAUCAAACUCAAGUACCAUAUUGGCAACCAUAAUGUCAUAGGUGCUCUAUUCAUUUAGAUAUUCUUGGGAUGGGGGUGGGGAAAUGGCAUUUGUAUAAUAUAUGUGUAAAUAUAUAUAUAUAUACAUACAGUAUAUAAUCUAAAGCUCUGAGAGCUCUUGCGUCAGGAAUGCUGAGUAUUAUAGUAUAUUGAGGUCAGAUGAAAUUUUACAUUUUUGUGUGUUCUAUUGCAUCCCUUCUGGUAGUUUCUAUGACUGCAUUACUCCAGCACUCAUGAUUGAUUUUUAUCUUCUAAUUUUCUUCCAAGUAUUUGUUUUUAAUUAAUUUUCUUUGGCUUGAUACUCUUAAGUGUGUUGGUAUUCACUUGAAAACUCCCCCCUCUCCCCUAAAAAAAAAUUCAAUUUUUAUGCUUUGUCUCUGGCAGCUAUAACAGUGGUAAGAACAUUUUGAAGACAGCUUUUUAAAGGAACCACUGGUUUUUUCAAAAGUCAUCCUGGGGGAGGAAUUACAGUGUCCCAUUUGAGCAGGGAUUUUAUCAGAAAGUGUGUUUGGUUGGUGGGUCAGCAGCAGUGCUAGUAUCUGGAAGCACAAUACCACUCUGGCAGGCUGUCCAAUCAGAAGUCAUCUGGCUAAAGUUUGUCUCUGUCUCAGGACUAAUCCUUACCAAAGGUCUUUUUGACUAUUUGGGGUGACGUGUGGAGUCAUACAAAGGCUUAGGAAGAAGCAAAUUAAUUUAAAACAGGAUGCUUUUACUUGAAAUGACUUCAAUCUAGAUUUCAUAUUCAGUAAGAUUUGAACUCUGAUCAGUUACAGUCAACUAAUAUAAAUUAUCUAUUUUGAAGAUCAAACACUGCUUCAUUUUGCUGGAUUAAAUCUAAUAUAUCUCAAAGUUAAGAUUUUGAAUUAAAGUGGGUUUUUGAAACAGUGGCUACAUAUCUUUUCAGUUAUUUGUUUUAUUGUCGUUGUAGCCCUGAGAACUGUUGGUAUAUUGUUGUUUCCCAAUUGACUUAACACAAAAGUUGUAUAUUUAUUGGAAUUAUAUUUACAUUAUAUUCUUUGUAAAUGUUUGAUGUAACUUGCACUUUUAAAAAUUACCCAGCUUGGGUAUUAGCAACUUAUUAUCAAUUAAUUAUCAGUUAACUUUUUUGUCUUUUUCUCCUGUCUUCAAAUCAUGCAACUUUUAAAAGGAAACUUUACAUUGAUUAAACUAUUCUAGCAUCUAAAAGCUAGCCUUAAAAAUAGCUGUAAAAGAAAAAUACAUUACUCUUUUUUAUAAUAGAUAAAGAUUGAAGGAAAAAUAACAAGAAAAUAACAUUUUCUUUAAUUUUAAAUGGUAGUUAUCUUCACCUCAACAUUAAUACUGCCUGUGGUAUGCCCAAAAAUCGUUAAUUACCCAAAAUAGUAAAGGAAUUUUAAAGCAAUUAAAUAUUUUCAUGAAGACCACAUUAGUAAUCAUUUUACUGAAUUAUUUUCAUUUGAAAUUGGCUUUGUUAACAUCAAAGAUACUGCCUAAAUUUUGACUAAUUUCAGAUGAGGAGGGGAAAGUGAAGUGUGGGUAGUAAACCUAUCGAUGAUGAGUUGUGGGAUAAAUUUGUUCAGUUGUACAAAGCACAACUAGAAUUUUUGUUGGGUGGCUUACAUACAGCUUAAAUACUUUUAAUGUUAAUAAUGUUGACUUUUAAGUUGACUACAUAGUCACUGUAUGUGCUAGGAACUGGUUUCCUUGACUUUCUAAAAUCAAUGGCCAGGAGAGGCAUUAAUCCUUGAGGGGUUGAAUUUAUCAUGAAGCUGAGUCAGAAUGGAAGAAUUUCAAAUAAAUCAAACAGGGUGCUGAAGUUCCAUCUGUCUCAUUUGCCAUGGUAAGUUCUUACUGAUCAGUGAAUGUAGCUUAAGCCUUUGUAUGGGUCCUCAGGGGGCAGACAGACUUUAAGAGGGACCAGAUUACAUUUGAAUGGAGGGAUUAUAUUUCAGGUGUUUUAGCUUGAAAUUUAUUUUUUAAAAAAAAUAAAAACUAAAAAAAUACAUAGAACAAAGCCUGUGAAGCAAGUUAUUAUGAACAGGCAGAAUUGUUUCGCACAGAGAAAAUACUGACCUGCCUGCAUUCCGGUGCAGUGAGUGCAGGCCUCAGCUGAGUACGACAAGAGUUUUCGUUAUUCUCACCAGCAAGUAGAGAAAAUGAACAAUCUGGAGGCAGCGUCUUUGAAAAGGGCCAAACAGUAGGGAACUGAAGUGCGGCCUACUUGACACAGGCAUUACGUACUACUUGCCUAUGGAAACGUGGCAUUUCCAAGUUCUGUCUGAGGAGCAUCUCGAGAGAUUUGAGAGUAAAUCUGAGAUUGUUUAAAAUUGGUAGGGAAGGAAGAAAAAUCCCUGCAGAUAAUGAUCUUAGGUUAUUGGCAAGUGAAAUGACCUUUCGUGUUUGGGAGGAUUUGUUUUCUUAUGUUUUAAAAAACAGAACUGGUUAAUGCUUUAUAGACAUUUUUAUCCAGGUGCCACUCCAAUUUGUGUAUGUAAUGAAAUUAUUUAUAUUAAAAGUGGGAAAUGAUUUGUCAGCAUUUUUCUGUGAGUAUAUAUGGGGUGGCAAAGAAGAGUGCUUGCUAGCAGCUCUCCACGUGACGUCGUCUGUGACGCAUCUGUCCGUACAUCAGUUCUGACCUCUCCCCCCAGCCCCCGCCCCUGCAGGAGGAAUGAGCUCUAACCCAGAUGUACCACUUGAAACUUUUUAGAGACAAAAUAUAAUCAGGGAAGUUCCUAGAAAGGUGUUUUUGCUUUUUGGUUUUUUCUUUGAGGAUUGGGGUAAAGAAUACCUCCCCCUAAACUAUCAGCACAAAACAGGGUAUUGAUUUUUAACUCUGAUGUUUCUAUUGGAGUUGAAUACUAAAUACAUAACUAGUGAGGGGAAUACAUUUCUAAUAAAAUUCCCUACAUUCUAAAAACAUCCCUGUUUUAAUUUUUUUACCUAAAUCUUGUGCUUUAUGUGUAAAGAAAAAAUGUACUGAGUUACAAUGCAUUUUAUUAACACUAUGUACAUAUUAGCUGCUUUGUGUUCAGAAUGGUAGCAAUUGCUUUGUAUAUUAAAGUGAUCCUUGUGAAUUUGUGAAAUAUUGUCAUAAAGUGCUUUUUCUUACUGUAAUCUUUGUGGUAUCAACUGUCAUGCCCUUUUUACACAAACAUUUAUGUGCAGUCACAUAAACAUGCUUUUAAAAACUCUGUAAGUCUCUUUUUUGGGGGAAGGGAUCUCCUUGUAUUUUAGUUUUUCAUUUGUGUUGUCAUAUUUUCUUGGAUUUAGGUUUAUCUUGUUAAAUGAGCAAAGGUUAUAAGAUUAUGCUACAGUAUAUCACGAGCUUAUGUUGUACAUGUGCAGCAACAGAAAACUAAUUCAAACAACAAGAAUCUGAAUCUUCAGUUAGAUUUUACUGCAUUCCUAAGUUUUAACGUAAGACUUCUUUUACAUUAAGAUUCGACAGUGCCCAUGUAAGGAUUUGGAGGUACUGCCCUGUUUAGAUAACUAAUGGAAACACAUGACUGGCUGUCUCUGAUGUCAUAAAAUGCAUUUUGCAUUGAAAGGACAAUAAAAACAUAACUUCUCGGGUUCUCUUAGAAUUCUGAAAUUAUGUGUUCAUAUAAAACAGAAGGGAAAAGGAAGGGAUGUGGUUAAUCUUUGUUAAAUUGGGUGUAAGAAUUAAAGAUUCCUUCCUAUG
Messenger RNA from Lepus europaeus (European hare), 7734 nucleotides. It is a transcript of the gene CREB1, whose product is annotated as cAMP responsive element binding protein 1. Gene Ontology annotation, molecular function: cAMP response element binding; protein binding; DNA-binding transcription factor activity, RNA polymerase II-specific. Gene Ontology annotation, cellular component: nucleus; ATF4-CREB1 transcription factor complex. The transcript has 9 exons. NCBI's taxonomy places the organism in Eukaryota, Metazoa, Chordata, Mammalia, Lagomorpha, Leporidae. The coding region runs from base 208 to 1233 and encodes 341 amino acids. Gene Ontology annotation, biological process: regulation of transcription by RNA polymerase II. The record is from RefSeq and is a predicted model, not a curated record.